AGCUGAGCUUAUUCAUUCCUUUUCACUCUUCUUUCUCUUUCUCUUUCUCUUUCGUUUUCUGUUUUCUCUGUUUUCAAACUGAGGAGAGAGGAAUAAGGGUGAAAAAAACAUGAGAGAGACAAAGAUUAGCAUAAAUUUUUUUAUACGAGUAGCAAAGGGCCAUUUUUUAAUUUUCACCUCACAUAAGCAUAGAAACUCAAAUUUCCGUUAAGAUUUAACCCAACCGCAUGCUCAUCAUCAUCAUCAUUUUUUCCUACUUAAACCAGCCCUUUAAACUCAGAACCCUCCCUCUCAAAUCACAAGCAGCCCGCACCUCAACCGCCAGUGGCCCAACAACGACAUCAACGUCAUUUUGGGUUUUAAUCAAGGAUGGUUGUUCUUUCUCAUUUUAUGCCAUUCUGUUCGGGUUUCAUUCGUCAUUCCACAAAGGCCACACUACCAUUCCAGGGCAAUAGCAGUUAUUGCAAUGGCAUGAAAGUAGUACAAUCUAGAUGGAUUCCUAAAGGAAGAGGCUAUGUUCGAAAAUCCAAAUUGGGGACAACUUGUGCUGUGCGCAUGGCAAGAGGGGAACCUUAUCAGUCUAGCUUUGAGGAUAACUUACUUCACGAACCUUUUCUUUUAACCAUUGUCAAAGAAGCUGUGUGGUGGAUGAGAUCUCUGUUCAUUUUUUUGACUGAGCAGCCUGGUCAGCUGAAGUACAUAGAAUGGCCGAGCUUCCCUAGCACACUGAAGACAGCUACUCUGACUCUUGUUCUGGUAGCAUUGCUAAUUGUAGCACUUUCCUCGGUCGACUCUGCUCUCAGCUAUCUCUUGGCUGUCCUUAUGAGGAGAGCCCCAUAAUCAAAUGUGAGGUUGGCCACAACACUAAGUGCCCUCUUCCUUGUGGAACCAAAAUCCAGCCAUCAAAGAGCAUCGUGGCCACUUAUCCAGCAAGCCUGCAUGAAACGUUGGAAUUUGCAGGAAUAGAAUUAGAGAAGAUAAUUAAUAAUAUGGUAGAAAAUCGACUGAGAGAUCCAAUGAGAAGAGGUAUAACUUUUCUUGGUUUUGUUUGAACUAUUCAAUUAACAUGGCUAUGUUAUACUUGAGAGAAAUUAUAAUAAUAACAUUAUGUAUAGUUUAGAUAUUAGUUUAUGAUGAUAAUAACAUCAUGUAUUGUUUAGAUAUUAUUAUAGGGCUAUAAUUUGGUUACGAUCAAGACAUGAUGUAUUUUGAACCGUGGUAACACUAUUUAUUGAUCUUACUCCCCCACA
This is a messenger RNA of Humulus lupulus (European hop), 1250 nucleotides long. RefSeq lists its product as uncharacterized. Bases 370 to 840 code for a protein of 156 amino acids. Lineage: Eukaryota; Viridiplantae; Streptophyta; Magnoliopsida; Rosales; Cannabaceae. The transcript is spliced from 7 exons. Gene Ontology annotation, biological process: protein targeting. The record is from RefSeq and is a predicted model, not a curated record. Gene Ontology annotation, cellular component: membrane.